AUCAAUCUUUUACCAUAUAUGUAAGGCAUAAGAGGUCCUGAUGGGAAUCAAGACGACAGCAUAUCUACUACGUCAUGUGAUCCAUUACACACCCAAGGAGGUCCAGUCACGCGAGCUAGAGCUAAGAAGAUGCGUGAAGCUUUAAAUGGCCUUAUUGAGCAUAUCUGGGUUGAAAACAACAUACAACAAGCAAAUCGAAGCUUGGAUGAUUAUCAAGGCAUGGUUCUUGAAGAUGGCACACUUUCAUUUCAUGUCAUAAAACUGACAAUGCAACCAAUAUUUCGGAUCUAUUCUUCAAGGACGUUGUUUGUUUACAUGGCAUUCCAAGGACAAUCAUUUCUGAUCGCGAUGUCAAGUUCUUGAGUUACUUUUGGAAGACAUUGUGGGGAAAGCUGGGAACUAAGCUACUGUUUUCGACUACUUGUCAUCCACAAACUGAUGGACAAACAGAAGUGGUUAAUAAGACAUUGUCAACCUUAUUGCGUGCUAUUAUUCAGAAGAACUUGAAGAACUGGGAAGAGUGUUUGCCGCACGUUGAAUUUGCUUAUAACCGGAGCGUCCAUUCAGCAACUAAUUGUUCACCAUUUGAAGUUGUGUAUGGUUUUAAUCCACUCACUCCUUUAGAUUUAUUGCCUUUACCUAUUGACGAACAAGCUAGUUUGGAUGAGUAAAAGAAAGCUGAAGUGGUUAAGCAACUGUAUGAGAGGGUGCGACAAAACAUAGAGCGAUGAACUGAGCAGUAUGCAAAACAAGCUAACAAAGGAUGCAAGAAAGUUGUAUUUGAACCUGGAGAUUGGGUUUGGGUGCAUAUGCACAAGGAGCGAUUCCCUGCACAAAGGCAUUCUAAGUUGCAACCAAGAGGCGAUGGACCAUUUCAAGUGAUUGCAAGGAUUAAUGACAACGCAUACAAGUUGGAGCUUCCUGGUGACGAUUUGAGGACAAAUCCUUUUGAGGAGAGAGGGAAUGAUGGGAAUCAAGACGACAGCAUAUCUACUACGUCAUGUGAUCCAUUACGCACCCAAGGAGGUCCAGUCACACGAGCUAGAGCUAAGAUGCGUGAAGCUUUAAAUGGCCUUAUAGAGCAGAUCUGGGUUGAAAACAACAUACAACAAGCAAAUCGAAGCUUGGAUGAUUAUCAAGGCAUGGCUUAUAACCCUAAUGGGGAGGGGGGGAUUGAAUCUGAGAUUUUGAGAGACUUUUCUCUUUGGGUAUGGCGUCAACCAACUUUAUACCUCUGGUUCUUGUUGCGUCAUAGACAACGGGUCAAGGUUUUUACCUUUGGUUCUUGUUGUGACAUAAACAAUGGGUCAAGGUCCUAUCAUAAACCUGAUUUAGCUUUCUUGGAGUUUAGAAAUCCCUUGUCGUGCUGUGGGUCUCAUUCUUCUCUUUGGGGUUCUCAUCAGGAGGCAUUGACGGACUUGGCAACACUAGUGGGAAAACAUUUUACAGUAGGAAUGGGGUUCUUAUUGAUAUCAAAUCAUUUGGGACAGUUCAGUGGACUACGAUAUCAAGAAGCUCGAUUGAAGAUACUACAACGUGAAAAAUAUCCUAAUUGUGGCCCAAUUGAAGGGGAAAGAAAUAAUGUUGAAUGGUAUGUGAUGGUUAACCUGCUCUCAUCCCGUGAAGAGAGCUCAAGGCAAAAGAUGUAAAGAAUAUUGGAUUUGUAUUCUCUUGAAUUAUUUAGUACAGCAUUGAUAUAUACAUAUAGUAUUAUAGGAAUAUGUUUGCAUGCUGAAUUUGUGACUCAUAUCAAGCUUAUAAACAUUGCCCCUUGUUGCUUUGCCUUUAAAUUGCUGAGAUUGUUUCCCUCUCUUUCUUGAUGAUUAUUUCCUUAUUUGAUUCUGGUUUUAAUUCCUUGAGCUUGGCUUCUUGCUUCACACUGUGGUCUGUUUAAAGUUGGUGAGAUGCUUAAAGUACCAUCACCAUAAAAUAAAGGGUAUUGUCUGAG
Rubroshorea leprosula is the source of this 1948-nucleotide messenger RNA. NCBI's taxonomy places the organism in Eukaryota, Viridiplantae, Streptophyta, Magnoliopsida, Malvales, Dipterocarpaceae. The record is from the annotation of a GenBank genome assembly.